AUGAGCGCAACAACCUCCACUCCGCUGCCAGCUGAGGGACCUUCGACGCUCGUCGAAGAUGUGAUUGCCGCUCUGAUGCUGCAGCUCGCCGACAUUGACGAAUACGAGGCGACCAAGAAGGGCAAGUAUAAAGCCGAUGACAUUCCUGACUUGGAGGUGGCAUACGCCAGCUAUCUGGAUGAGAUCAAAGCCCAACUCCAGAUCUUGGACGAUAUCAAGCUCGCACACAGUAUCGCCAACGCGGUCAGUGUAGAUGCAGAGGCCAUCGAAGAAGUUGUCCGAGCAGAAAGCCAGGCUCAACGAGACAGACAGGUAGCUUUGCUGAUGGACGCUGGAGAUACUGACGUGGAGCCGCCACCUCCGUAUACUGAGUCGGCCCAAGAAACAUCAAUCGAAGCCGAAAUCGAGCGCCUAGGCUUGUACAGUGAUGGAGAAGACAGCGACUCGACGAUAGCCGGACCUUCAGAGCCAUACGUUCGACGACAGGUCACCGCAAUGCAGAAGCUGGGACGGCAGGGAACCCAGUGUAUCGCUUGCGCCGACUCGUUCCGCGCAGUCGACGUUACCAAGCUUGAAUGCAAGCAUGUGUACUGCAAAGACUGCCUGCACACCUUCAUCAUGCGCGGUAUCGUCGAGCGUGACCUCAAUCUCCUACCACCUCGCUGCUGUGGCGAGACAGUGCCGUUUGAAGUCAUCAAGAGUGUUCUCGAAGAGGACGAGCUAGUUGCAUUUCAGGAUGGUCAAUUGGAGCGCGAUACCAGAGACAAGACGUACUGCAGCAAUGCAGAAUGCGGCAGAUUCGUCUCACCAGUCGACAUCACUGCUGGCAAGGCCGUCUGUCGGCAUUGCGGCACACAGAGUUGUGCGUUGUGUAAGCAGACAUUCCAUGAGGACGACUGUCCUGCAGACAUAGACCUCCAGGACACGCUACAGCUUGGCAGGGAGCUGAAUUGGCGACGAUGUUUCUCUUGUCGUGCACUGGUCUCGAUCGAUUUUGGAUGCAACCACAUGAUGUAA
Lecanosticta acicola is the source of this 1017-nucleotide messenger RNA. NCBI's taxonomy places the organism in Eukaryota, Fungi, Ascomycota, Dothideomycetes, Mycosphaerellales, Mycosphaerellaceae. The record is from the annotation of a GenBank genome assembly.